Messenger RNA from Sinocyclocheilus anshuiensis, 1293 nucleotides. It is a transcript of the gene cyb5b, whose product is annotated as cytochrome b5 type B. The transcript has 5 exons. Bases 191 to 658 code for a protein of 155 amino acids. Gene Ontology annotation, cellular component: intracellular membrane-bounded organelle; membrane. NCBI's taxonomy places the organism in Eukaryota, Metazoa, Chordata, Actinopteri, Cypriniformes, Cyprinidae. The record is from RefSeq and is a predicted model, not a curated record. Gene Ontology annotation, molecular function: heme binding.
UUGGCUGAUUCGGUUCGAGUGGAUGGAUUGGGUAAUUUCUCGUGACUGCUGGUGAAUGGUGUGCCGGCUGGACAAGAACUGACCUGGACUGACAGGUUAGGUGUAUUAAAAAACAGUUUUAAGCUAAAAUAUUACGUUAGAUUAGGUUUCCACUGGACUCCAGCGGAGAAGCGAUAGAAACCGCGUGAAUAUGGGGGAAGAAACUGAGAGCCCAGUGAAAAGAGAGAACCAGGACGUGAAGGAUGACAAUACACGCACGCCGGAGGACAGCGGCGUGAAAUAUUACACGCGCGAGGAGGUUCAAAUCCAUAACAUGAGCAAAGACACAUGGCUCAUAAUCCAUGAUAAAGUUUACGAUAUCACACGUUUCAUGGAGGAGCAUCCAGGAGGUGAAGAGGUUCUGCUGGAGCAAGCAGGCGCAGAUGCAACAGAAAGCUUUGAGGACGUGGGUCAUUCCACAGAUGCCAGAGAGAUGCUCCAGCAGUAUUACAUUGGCGAACUUCAUAUGGAUGAUCGAGAGAAAGUGUCAAAAAAGGAAGUUUACAUUACAACUUCCGAAGACGCCAGGUCAUGGACCACCUGGUUGAUUCCCACCGUAGCUGCUGUACUCGUGGGCGUCAUGUACCGUUACUACAUGUUGGAGCACAAAUCCUCUUGAACUCCUGUAAACUUUGUCACCGAUAUAUAUUUCUCUUGUCUGGAGGCCUUGACUUGUUUGAGUGAGUGAGUCAGCAAGAUCACUCUCUAAGCUCCUGCUCAUCCUCUGUUCUUUAUUUUCCACUCAACUAGCUAUUUGGAAAAGCUCCAAAGCCUAUUGGCUCAAUUUUUUUCUGCCAAAAUUUGCAGUUCUGUCUAACCUGCAGGACAUAACCUGCAGCAUUAUCUUGGUCACGCUUUCUGUCAUCAGAUUGUCACGCUUUUUUUUUUUUUUUUAAAUGUACUUGGAAAUGACUUCAACUGCUUUAAAUUAAUCUAGAGUGUAGUUGGAAAGAUCAGGUCCUUCAGGUAUGGUCCAGCUUUUGCUAAUGGAUUUUUAAUUCGCUGAUCAAAUCACAUGUCCACAGCCUUCGCAUAGCUGCUUAUUUAUGGCUGUCAGUGAAUUGCUUUGGGUUUAUUACCUAAGGAUUUUGAUCAAAUGAUACAAGUGGAGUUGAAAGAUACAUAUCCAAGAGAAGAGAAUAGCAAGAGUCAUGCUAUUAAAAAGAAAUUGCUAUUUUAAAUGCAACAUGUUUAUAGGAACAGUUUGCCCAAAAAUGAAAAUUCUGUCAUUUACUCACCCUCAUGUCAUUCCAA